GUCACAUGUGUUUACAUCUGGUGCAAUGUUGCACCGCUUCGUUCAUAGUCUUUCGUUCCCUUGUGCAAUUCAAACACGCUUUAAAUACGGUCGCACCUUCCGGGGUUGUGCUUCACAGUAAACGCAGCCAUCGGGUCCGGCUGUACGCGUAACCGAAAGCGAUGGCCGGCGAAAUGCAUCGUGGUAAAUUUAAACCGGACUGUUUUAAAAGUUUCCCGCUGCACCGUGCCGCGGCCAGUGGAUCGGUAGCCGAGUGUACGCAACUGCUAGCCGAUGGCACGAACCCCUACCAACCGACACCGGAUGGUUGGUCCGCACUGCAUGCGGCCAUAGCGAACCGGGAGGAAAGUGUUGUGGAUUUGCUGCUCGAACCAGUACGAAGCAGAUUGGACGAUCGUGCGGCAAACGAUCCAACAUCAGUUCCUCUGGAAGGCGGAGCAGACGGGCUGGAAAAGCAGACCGUGCCUGAUUGCCUGGACGGAGGAGGACUGCGAGCAGACGGUACCGCUUGUCGCGAGCUGCCCGGCCGGGAUUCCACUCAGCCUGCAGGUGUUUGUACUGCUCCGCCACCCAAUUCAUGGACACCGUUUUACCGCCCUGGAUGUUUGCAACCGAACGAAAUGGUGUGCCAUUAUGUGGCUCAUCCAACGACUGUUGCCGAACGGUUGCUAUCGCUUGACCGGAGUGAUAUGAGGGGUGAUGGCGCUGUGAACUAUCUCCAGCUAGCCUGCACACUUUCGACGAAGGAAAUAAUAGUGAAGCUCGUCGGUCACGGGGCCUCCCUGGCCGUUGCUUCCGGUGGUUCGGCCCGCACACCCUUCAUGGCUGCCGGGGAUUCGAUGCGCAAGGAUGUGAUCGAGCUGCUGAUCAGCAGGUACAGCGAUCGAUUCGAUCCCUUUGCCUGCGAUACGAACUAUUACAACCUGUUACACUUGAUGGUUCAUCGGCAGCAUAUUGGCAUGGUGGAAUGUUUGGUCAACUUCUUCCUGCACUACCGCACGACCAAGCUGCGCGAAACGAAACCGGUGGCACUGAGUAGAAUCCUUUGCUACGAAUCAAAAGACUGCCCAUCGCUCCACUUUUGGAACUUUGUACGAUCAUCGCCCAUGAAAAAACUGUGCGCCAAGUAUAUCGGCGAGUGUGGCAUGGAGUUGCACACGCGGCUGGCCGAUGAUACGAUCGUACUGGCCGUUUUGAUUGCACGUGGCAUAGCGUUAGAGUAUUGCUUCGAGCAAAUUGAGCAAAACUUGACACUGCUAGAGUGGCAAGAUCACUACAGCAGGCUGAACAUUCUGCAUCUCUUGAUAAGAUGGAAGCAGUUAACGUUCGUGGAAGCUCUCUAUCGCAGGCAUGGUGCGCUGGUGAAGGAUCUGUUCGAGGUGGAAGAACCGGAUAGAGACGUUCCUGCAUACGAGCUGCUGCGACAGCUGCUUCACAAUGCGGACGGGCAAGGGAUACUGUUUGUGGUGAAACAUCAUCGAGCUUUUUACCUGAAGAAUAUGGAAAAAUUGCGCCAAGCUGUUGUGAUACAGCACCACAGCCCUAAUCCAUCUUAUGAUAAGGCUUUGGACGUGUUGGGGGAAAAACUGCCGGAACUACGGGAACAUAUAGAAGCGAAUAAGAAACAGCAGAACAUAAAAGAAUUAGAUUUUUAUGACCAUUUACGGAGCCUCUGUGACAGUUUUAAGAAAACUGUCCUCAAACUGGAGACUGAUGACAAAAAGUUGGACGACUAUUUGGACAGCAAUGGGAGGACGUUCCUUCACGUUGCCGCUUCGUGGGGAAACAAAACGCUCGUUGAACGGCUGCUCGCGCACAAAAUGGAUGUAAUGGCUCUGGAUGACAAAGGUGCCCUGCCGAUACAUUGGGUGUACAGGUGCGAAUCUAUAUUCGAGCUGUUUUUGGAACGCAACGUACCGGCACAGCUAGCGUACGUGAAUGCGGCCGGCUACAAUCUGCUACAUAUAUGCUGCAAAAAUGGACUACAUGGCGAUACGCUGAAGGUGCUGCUCGAGCACGGCAUGGAUGUGAACGGUGCGGCACCGGACGGACAGUUACCGCUCUCGCUGGCCUCGUGUUGCGGUACGGUAUCGUUCCUGCUCGAGCACGGUGCACGCAUCGAUCUGUUAAACGAAGAACUUGUGACUGGGAGUCUAAGGCACAUGCAUUACUGUGCAGCAAUUGCGCUAAUAAAGCGCGUGGCCGAUGCGCCGUGGUUUCGCAAGUGUGCCCACAUAUACCUGCCCUGGCUGGUCGGUGAUCAAAGCCGGCACAGCUUUGCCUGGACUAGCGAAGAGUUUCUGCAAAAACAUCCCGACAUUCGGCGUCUGCUGUUUGACAGUUUGUACGAGCACUCGAAGGAUCAGAUGACGGAACUGUUCGCCCGUGUGUGUCACCGAAAGAUGCAGUCGUGCGUGCAGUGGUUUAUGGAGUACGAUUAUGAUAUCGAUUACGACUACAAACACUGGAACCAGUCAACACCACUGCUCGGACUGGUAGGCUACAUCGAGGACGAUGUGAAGGAACAAUGUGCUGUGAUCGAAAGACUGCUCGGAAAACCGAUCGAUGUAAACGCUACGGAUGCCUGGGGCCACAAUGCUCUGACCAUGUUCGCGUAUAGAUUCAAAUGGAUAAGACACUGUUGUGGGUGUGAGUUGGUGCUGGGGAUUGUGUCGGCGCUGCUCGAGCGUGGCAUUAAGGUGGAUGCGCAGGACAGUGAGCGGGGUAAUACGGCUUUACAUUACGCGUUUGAGUUUGGGCAAUUGGAGUUGGUUGAAUUUUUAAUUGCAAACGGGGCAAGCGUAACGAUCAAGAAUCAAGCGGGAAAGCUGGCUAGUCAAAUGGGGAACGAUAUGAGUAGCAGCUUGUACGGGUUCAUAAAGUAGCGAUACGAUGUGAUUCAAGGUGAUAGGCAAUUUGAGCAGUAUUUUUCCUAUUUCAUAGUUUCCAGUACAAAUACUACUACAACCAAAGACAAAGUAAAUCAAAGCUUUAAGCUUAGUGACAAAUCGAGUAAUGGGAAGAAGUGAGUGAGCUUUCGGGUGAUAAACGGAUCCAAAGAUGUACAUUUGGACAUUUGUCUACAAUGUCUUGAAACAUUCUUCAGGUGUUUUGAGAAGAACGUUUAUUACAAUUAAAAUAAAUUCCGUUAGCUUACUCUUAA
Messenger RNA from Anopheles arabiensis, 3163 nucleotides. RefSeq lists its product as uncharacterized. The record is from RefSeq and is a predicted model, not a curated record. Gene Ontology annotation, molecular function: protein binding. Lineage: Eukaryota; Metazoa; Arthropoda; Insecta; Diptera; Culicidae.